AACACAGAAACACUCUUAAGGCAAUGUCCUAGGUAAGCGAUAAGAAGCGAGCUGGAUAAGCAGCAUGGGGUGUCAUAUGACAUAAGGGAAUCGCUUGUUGUGUCCUGCGUGAGAGAAACACACGGCCUUCCUGCGCAUGCAACUUCAGUGUACUGCACGGUCAGAGCUUAUCUGCGCAUGCGCCUAACUGGCCAGCGCAGCGACCUGCGCGAAAAUAUCAAAAUAUUUGAUCUCGGAAUCCGGCCGCUUUACUCUCUUGACUGAUUCGCUGUAACCUAGGACAGCGCCAUACAAACAGCCAGUUUGAUAUUUCCGCUUCACCCACGCAAAUCGCACCGCUCGCACUUAAUCGCUCACGGAGGACACCGGUAAAGCCUCAACUAUCUGACCUAAAUGGGACCAACAGACAGUCAGAUAGUACAGAAGACUAAUAAAAAAGAGAAGGGUAAGUAAAACAAUUUAUAACUCAAUUUAUGAUAUGAAACUACAAAGGAAAUACAACAUGGAAUAAAAUGAAAAAUUUCACAAACAAAAACAGUAUUUAACACAGUGUAAUUGAAAGAGUACCAAGUGACCACCGGUAUAAGUGGUUCCCCUCUACCAAGUGCCAACAGCCUCUUCGGAGGGUGGAUAAACGGGUGGAGGUUCAGGGCACCCUCAUGCCCUUGGGGUGAGAAAUCACCCCUAAAGGCGGGUGAACCCAGAUGGGUCAACGGCAUAGGAUGCGGAAGGCAAGGGGAAUCCACCACAAUAAAGAUUCUCAGGAUUUCCCAAGUAUCAGCAAUUCAGGAGAUGAAGUUAGUUAGAUAUGAAGUGUACUCUUGUGAAAUAUUCCGGAGGUAAAAUAGUCCCCCAAAUGGAUCUCCGGGUGGGGACUGCAGGAGACUUCGCUUUGAAGAAGAAGAAGAAGAAUAACUGUAAAAAACGAAUUGGAACAUUGAAUGUUCGGACACUUCUACCGUGUCGGAAACUAGAAAGUCUUAAGUUAGAGAUGAAAAGGAUGAGGAUAGACGUGCUGGGAGUGAGUGAGAUAAGGUGGCGUGAUGUUGGAGAUUUCUGGAGUGGGGAUUACCGAGUAAUCCACACAGGCAGCAUUGAAGGCAGGCCAGGAACAGGAGGAGUAGGAGUCGUACUAAGCAGGGAGCUAGGACAAAGAGUCAGUGAAUAUGUGCAAUUGAAUGGACGGAUUAUUCUAGUCAAACUCGAUACCAAACCGAAUAAGACUGUGAUAGUUCAAGUGUACAUGCUGACAUCAAACCAAGAAGAUGAUGAGGUGGAAAGAGUUUACAAAGAGAUAAAUGAAAUUAUAAGGGGAGUGAACGGAGAAGAUAACUUGAUUAUUAUGGGCGAUUGGAACGCGGGUGGUAGGAGAAGGAAUAGAUGGAACAGUAGUGGGGUCCUAUGGACUUGGAAAGAGGAACGAGAGAGGGGAUCGGAUGGUGGAGUUCUGCACUCAGCAUCAAUUAGUGGUGUGUAAUACGUGGUUCCAACACCACCCACGCAGACAGUAUACCUGGAAGGCUCCCGGAGACAGGAGUAGAUAUCAGAUCGACUAUAUUCUAGUCAGAGAAAGGUUCAAGAACCAAGUCAAGGACUGCAGAAGCUACCCAGGCCCUGAUAUUGACAGUGAUCACAACUUGGUGCUAAGUGAAUGUGACCUGAAAUUUAAAAAGUUAAAAAAGAGAACUCAUGAGAUGUGGAAUUUAGAAAAGCUUAAAAACAAUGAGGUAGUGUUGGCAUAUAAAGAUAAGACAAACACGUCCAUGAUAAAUCAAACAGAGAAUGUAGAAGAGCAGUGGGAGUCCCUGAAGAAAAAUAUGUUGGAAACAGCGAGGGAAGUGAUAGGAAUACAGAAAGCAAAGAACAGAAAAGAAUGGAUAACAGAAGACAUUGUUGAGAAAACAGAGAAAAGAAGAAAGCUAAAAAACGAUCCCUCCGAAGAAGGAAGGAGGCAGUGCCGAGCAUUAAGGAAUGAGAUAAAUAGAGAAGCAAGGAAAGCCAAGGAACGACAUUUAGAAGUAAAAUGUAAAGAAGUUGAUGAACUGACUAAGGAAGGUAAACUGGAGAGAGCCUACAAGACAAUUAAACAAUUUUUUGGUAAUCGAAGGAUAAAAUGCAUUGGUAUACAAACUGAAUAAGGAAUGGUAGUGUAUGAGCAAAAGGACAUUGCUCAGAGAUGGAAGCAUAACCUAGAAAAACUUUAUGGAGGAGGAGGGUAUGAUGGAGAAGAGACACUGGAAAAGGAAGACAAAGUAGAUCCAGAAGAGAAAGGGGACUGUAUUCUGAGAGAUGAGUUCGACCAGGCUGUAACACAGAUGAAGGAUAGGAAGGCACCUGGUAUCGACGAUCUACCAGCGGAGCUCAUCAAGGCUGCAGGUGAAAGGGUACAAAGUGAACUGUUCCACUUAGUGAGUAGAAUUUAUGAGACAGGGCAGAUUCCAUCAGAUUUUAAAAAGUGUAUCAUUGUCCCGCUACCGAAAAAAGCGUCUGCAGUCAAAUGCGAGCAGUAUAGAACCCUCAGCUUAGUGGCCCAUGCAUCUAAGAUCCUAACCACUAUAAUUUUACGGAGGAUCGAAGGGAAGAUAGAAGCGAUGCUCAUGGAGGACCAGUUCGAUUUCAGGAAGGGAAGGGGCACCCGUGAAGCAAUUCUAGGUCUACACCUAAUUAUUGAAAAGAGAUUAAGGAAAGACCAAGACACGUAUAUUGCCUUCAUACACCUAGAAAAAGCGUUUGAUAGGGUCGACUGGCAGCUGUUGUUCAAGAUGCUGAGGGAGGCAGGCGUAAAGUACAAGGAUAGGAUUGUGGUGCAGAGACUGUACAGAGAGGAGGUGGCAGUGGUGAGGUGUGGUGAACAUCAGGAAGAGGCCAACAUCAGGCAAGGAGUACGACAGGGCUGCUCAAUGUCACCUGUCCUGUUCAAUGGUUAUAUUCAGAGAGGGUUGGACGAGGUGAGAGAGAAGCUUGAAGGAGUAAGAAGAGUGUGUAUUCAAGGGGAGAAAGUUGACAUGCUACGAUUUGCUGAUGACAUAGCGGUGUUGGCUGAGAAUGAGCAAGACCUGGUAGUGACCCUGGCGGAGAUGGAGAGCACCCUCAGCACCACCUACAACUUGAACAUCAACAAAGAGAAGACUAAAAUCCUGGUGGUGAGCAAACACGGCACCCAGGCGCAUUGCUUGCUGGACGGCAAGCGGCUGGAGAACGUGGAGUCCUUCACGUAUCUCGGAUGCAGGUUAUCAUCGGACGGAAGGUCAAAAGCAGAAGUUAUAAGCCGCAUCAACCAAGCGAAGAUCGCCUUUAACAAAAAGCGC
Molecule: messenger RNA, 3308 nt
Organism: Zootermopsis nevadensis
Lineage: Eukaryota; Metazoa; Arthropoda; Insecta; Blattodea; Termopsidae
Source: RefSeq, a predicted model, not a curated record